Molecule: messenger RNA, 1041 nt
Organism: Fraxinus pennsylvanica
Lineage: Eukaryota; Viridiplantae; Streptophyta; Magnoliopsida; Lamiales; Oleaceae
Source: the annotation of a GenBank genome assembly
AUGCACGUAUCGGCGGAUCCGAGCGAGAGGUACAAAGUCUCCGAGGUAUUCAGAGAUGCAUCUGCUGCUGGCUUAACUGUGUGCAGAACUUGGGCUUUCAGUGAUGGAGGUGAUCGUGCACUACAAAUAUCUCCCGGGACAUAUGAUGAAAGUGUAUUUCAGGGACUAGAUUUUGUGAUUUCUGAAGCAAGAAAACAUGGGAUUCGCCUGAUAUUGAGCUUCGUGAACAAUUACAAUGAUUUCGGAGGAAAACCACAAUAUGCUCAAUGGGCAAGAAAUGCAGGAGUACAGAUUAACAGUGAAGAUGAUUUCUACACAAAUCAUGUGCUUAAGGAUUAUUACAAGAACCAUAUUAGGAGAAUUGUUACAAGGUUCAACACCCUCACCAAAAUUACUUACAAGGAUGAUCCCACGAUCAUGGCAUGGGAGCUCAUGAAUGAGCCUCGCUGCCAAACCGAUUACUCUGGAAAAACAGUCAAUGGUUGGGUUCAAGAAAUGGCAACUUUUGUGAAGUCCCUAGAUAGAAGACAUUUGCUUGAGAUUGGCAUGGAAGGAUUUUAUGGAGAUACAAUGCCAAAAAGGAAAAAAGUCAAUCCAGGUUACCAAGUCGGGACGGAUUUCAUUAGCAACAACCUUAUUAGAGAGAUUGAUUUCACUACCAUACAUGCAUAUCCUGAUAUCUGGUUAUCGGGGAAAAGUGACAACGAACAAAUGGCUUUUAUGGAAAGAUGGAUGUCGAGCCACUGGGAUGAUGCAAGAGGAAUUUUGAAGAAGCCACUUGUCAUAGCCGAAUUCGGAAAAUCUAGCAAAGAUCCAGGUUACAGUUUAACUGCUAGAGAUUUAUACAUGGGCGAUGUAUACAGAGAUAUAUACAGAUUUGCAAGAACAGGAGGAACAAUGAGUGGAAGUUUAGUAUGGCAACUUAUGGCAGAAGGCAUGGAUUCAUAUCACGAUGGAUAUGAAAUUAUCUUAUCUCAAAAUCCCUCAACUGCUGGAAUCAUGUCAAGACAAUCUCAUGCCAUGACAGAUUUACCUCAUUAA